This is a messenger RNA of Glarea lozoyensis ATCC 20868, 741 nucleotides long. RefSeq lists its product as uncharacterized. The transcript has a single exon. Lineage: Eukaryota; Fungi; Ascomycota; Leotiomycetes; Helotiales; Helotiaceae. The record is from RefSeq and is a predicted model, not a curated record. The coding region runs from base 1 to 741 and encodes 246 amino acids.
AUGCCCAAAUUCUACGAUUCCAUCUCCCCAGACCUCCAACAAUGGGCCCUCGCCCAACCACUCUUCUUCAUCUCCUCGGCCCCAACCUCAGGAGCGCACAUAAACCUCUCCCCUAAAGGCCUCCCCUCAACCACAUUCACAAUAUUCAGCCCGACAUCCUGCGGAUACAUCGAUGCCACGGGCUCUGGCGCUGAAACCAUCGCACACCUCUACGAAAACAGACGCGCAACCAUAAUGUUCUGUUCCUUCGGCAUCUCCCCCCGAAUCAUGCGCUUCUUCUGCACCGGCCGCGUCGUCGAAUGGGACGCGCCGGAAUUCCAACACCUUCUCGCUAAGAUGGGAAAGGCACAUGUCGACGGCGCCAGAGCGGUACUGGUGUUUGAUAUCUUCAAGGUGCAAACGAGUUGUGGAUAUGGAGUUCCGAAGAUCAGUCUACCGCUGGAGUUGAGCGGGGAUGCGAGUCCCGAGGAGGCGUUUGAGGAUCGCAAGACGCUGGGGCAUUUUGCGGAGAAGAAGUGUGCGGCGAAUGAGAUGGGGGCGUAUCAGUUGAAGAAUAACUUGAGGAGUUUGGAUAAGCUGCCGGGGUUGAGGAGUGCGAGGAGGGAUAGUGGACAGGUUAUGUUGUUGGAGGAUGGGAUGGCGUUUUUGAGGAGGGUGUGGGGUCAGAGGGAGGCGUUGGGUUUUGGUGUUUUGAUUGGGAUUGUUGUUAUGAUGUUUGUGAAUCUAGGGUUGGGUUUCUGA